CCCUUCUUUUCCUUCUCAUCUCUCUCCAGUUAUUCUUAUUGUGUCGUCUGGUGUGCGUUGGAUUCAACAAUCGUUAUAGCUAUCGGGUUAUGUCCUUCCACUGGCUGUGAGGGACUCGGCCUUGAUCUCGCCCUUUAUUGAUAUUGAUUGAUCGAUUGAUUCAUUUAUUCCCGCCUGCGGUCUAGAACUCUAGCCUUGUUCUUCCUGCCCACCGUUCGUCCCCCACUCCCGCCCGUUGCCUAUUUGGUCGCAUUUGUUUCUUCGUCCUCUCCAUUCGUCUAUCGCUGGUCCGAUCCUACCCAAACUAUUCCGUGAUCAAUUUCAGCAUGCUUGGUGAAGGUACCGAAGAUGGUACCCGCGUUUAUGUUGCCCCGUUGCUAGACGACGACGACGAUCAUCCCGACGCUCCCAAUAUCCUGCAGCCUCAAGAUGAGGAGACCGGCGUCACCUACCUCCCCGUCUGGUUACGGGAAUCGUCCAAAUCCUUUCACUGGAGCUGGGUCCCUCUGCCUAUUCGAAAGAUUGCGUGGGCCACGGCGACCUGGGUGAAGGGCCCCGACCCGCCCCAUGACCUUCUGUUGAAGCCUUUGUUCCCUCGUAUCCAAGAACUCCCGGUCCGGUACCUGGAACGGUUCUUCCCCAAGCGGAAUCACAAGAUCGCCUUGCUUUUCUUGCUAUAUUUUGUCUGGUUCCUGCCCUGGACUAUCGUCCUCUUGCAUGCCCGCUCGGCCGGUUAUAUAGAAGGCUAUGGGCGUCCCCAGACCCUUUCGUGUUCGACAAGUCUUUGGGACUACGGAAAUGAAUGCGGACUGAAUGGAAAUGAUUGCCGCCCAUUUUCGGCAUCGACGCUUCCUUUCCGCUGUCCCGCGAACUGCCGGGACGCCAAGCUGUCGGAACCCCAUACCGUCGGCAACCAGACCUAUAGUUACCGCGGUCUUGUAGUUGGUGGCCCGCAACCCGAUUUCGACGAGACCCCCAUCUACCGCGCCGACAGCUUCGUCUGUCAGGCGGCCAUCCAUGCGGGCGUCAUCACCAAUACUGUGGGGGGUUGCGGCGUGGUGCAGCUGGAGGGCGCGGCGCACUCAUACCCUGCGUCGAAGCGCAACGGCAUCCAGUCGGUCGGAUUUCCCUCGACGUUCCCCAAAUCAUUCAGCUUUGCGUCGCUGUCCUCAUCGCAGGAGACUUGCCCCAAGGACCCGCGGUGGCCUUUGCUUGGCAUCACCAUCGGGUCGCUGGCUGUCCUGUGGCUCUUCUGCACCUCCCCGCCCGUAUUAUUCUUCAGCACGUUCGCCAUGGUCUUUUGUCAGGUGGGAUUGGUGUCUGACCCGCCGUCGUACCCCCAAUUCGCCGAUCUCGUCUCCAGCCUCCUUUCGCGACUGUUGCCGGCAUCAUUCGUGGCCUACGUUCUAUUCAAAUAUUGUGCCCGUCCCCUGCUUACUCCGCUCUCCGAACCGGUGUACCAGAUGACGAGGGCGUUCCUCUACCUGCCUCCCGUAUUCAUCGGCGCCUUGAACAACUACACUUUCGCCAGGUUGAUUCCUCUUGAACGUCUCACGCCUUAUGACAUCCAGAAACAGCCGGGGGCGAAGCUGGCCCUGGCCCUGGUGAUACCAACGGUUAUUACCAUCAUUCUCAGCCAAGCCUGGAAGAUUCGCCAAGGUGGUUUGAUGCCGCAUUAUCUAAAGAUAUAUUGCACCAUGGGCUUGAUUCUCCUGAUCCUGCUCCCGUUGCCCGGUCUGCGCCUGCGCAUCCAUCAUUAUAUUCUUGCUAUCCUUCUCAUGCCCGGAACCGCCAUCCCGACACGCCCGUCGCUGAUCUAUCAAGGGCUGCUCCUCGGUCUUUUCAUCAACGGUGUCGCCCGGUGGGGAUUUGCCUCCAUCAUCGAGACACCGGCCUCUCUGGGCGAACAGGCCCCAGGCCCCGGCGGAUCUCACGGCUGGUGGGGAGGCACCUACCCAAACAUUUCGAACAAAACCGUGGAGGUUUCCCUGCCGGGUAGGGACUCUGACGAAAUCUAUCAUGGCAAUGGCAACAUCACCUUCUUCCUGUGGGAGCGCGAACGCAUGGCCGACCUAGGCGUGGACGGCGUGUCUGUCUUAGUCAACGAUGUGGAACGCUGGCGCGGAUACCUGGACGAGGACAAGUACGGCGAAUUCACCUGGCACCGACACGGCCACAACGGACUCGAACUCCGACACAGUCCGAUGAUCGAGAGCGACGACGAACCCGACUUGAUAGACUCGAUGUCCAUAGAAGCAGAGAGCGAAGCUACAGAGGACCAGAAGCCCGAAGACCUCUUUUUCCGAUUCGCCUUUUUGAGGGGCGCGGAUGCGGGCAUAUAUAGCGGUGCUGGAGUUUGGUUAGAAGAUGGGGAGUGGAUAUCUCCUCCUCCGCCGAAGAAUUAGACUUUUGGAUUUGCUUAUACUAUUUCGGGGUUUUGGUCAAUUUUUUGUGUUAUCCUUACGAUCUUGCAGUUAUUGUAUAUCCUUUUUGGCUGUAGAAGUGGAAGUAGUUAGUUAGAUCAGACAGACCAACAGAUAAACACCGUAUGCAUCAGACAAUACUCGAUCUCUGAGAUGGUGCUGUGCUGCUGCAUGCUAGUUCAUCAGGACUGAUUGAUUGAAUUGAUAGGUUGGGCGUGUUGGGUUUGGAUAUAGUGUUUAGUACUGUAUGAACAACCCACGACAGCUGACUCUAGAAAAAGCACUGCAAUUCAGAAAUUUCUGGCCAGAGGCUAUAUGUACAAG
Messenger RNA from Aspergillus melleus, 2747 nucleotides. Its product is annotated as LCCL domain-containing protein. NCBI's taxonomy places the organism in Eukaryota, Fungi, Ascomycota, Eurotiomycetes, Eurotiales, Aspergillaceae. The record is from RefSeq and is a predicted model, not a curated record. Bases 327 to 2405 code for a protein of 692 amino acids. The transcript is spliced from 2 exons.